CGGGUCGAGCCCUACGGCCCGUCCCCCCUUCCCUCGGCCGCCACCCCGCUGCCCCCCGCCCUCCGCCCCGCUGCCCCUCUCCGGCGCCGGGCCGGUCCUGGUCGCCUCGCGCGUCGGGUGGCGGGUGUGCGCAGGCGCGGCGGGGGCGCUUCGCCCCUUUGGGUGGGCGGCGGAGCCCGGGAGCGCGCGGGCGAGACCAUGGCGGGCAGCGGCGCGGGGGGCGGUGGUGUCGGGGAGACGAAGGUGAUUUACCACCUGGAUGAAGAAGAGACCCCGUACCUGGUGAAGAUUCCCGUCCCCGCGGAGCGCAUCACCCUGGGCGAUUUCAAGAGCGUCCUGCAGCGGCCCGCGGGCGCUAAGUACUUUUUCAAGUCAAUGGAUCAGGAUUUCGGGGUGGUGAAGGAGGAGAUUUCAGAUGACAGCGCCCGCCUCCCCUGCUUCAACGGAAGGGUGGUGUCCUGGCUGGUGUCAUCGGAUAACCCCCAACCCGAGGUGGCUCCCCCAGCCCACGAGCCUCGGACCGAGCUGGCGCCACCGCCGCCACCGUUACCCCCUUUGCCGCCGGAGAGGACCAGUGGCAUUGGCGACUCCAGACCUCCAUCCUUCCACCCUAACGUGUCCAGCAGCCGGGAAAACCUGGAGCCCGAGACAGAAACGGAGUCGGUGGUGUCUCUGCGGCGGGAACGGCCUCGCAGGAGAGACAGCAGUGAGCAUGGCGCGGGGGGCCACAGGCCUGGCGGCCCCUCGAGGCUGGAGCGCCACCUGGCCGGGUACGAGAGCUCCUCGACGCUCAUGACCAGCGAGCUGGAGAGCACCAGCCUGGGCGACUCUGACGACGACGACACCAUGAGCAGGUUCAGCAGCUCCACGGAGCAGAGCAGCGCCUCCCGCCUCCUGAAGCGCCACCGGCGGCGGAGGAAGCAGCGGCCGCCCCGCCUGGAGAGGGCCUCGUCCUUCAGCAGCGUCACCGACUCCACCAUGUCCCUCAACAUCAUCACGGUCACGCUCAACAUGGAGAAGUACAACUUCCUGGGCAUCUCCAUCGUGGGCCAGAGCAACGAGCGGGGCGACGGCGGCAUCUACAUCGGCUCCAUCAUGAAGGGGGGCGCCGUGGCGGCCGACGGGCGCAUCGAGCCGGGCGACAUGUUGCUGCAGGUGAACGACGUGAACUUCGAGAACAUGAGCAACGACGACGCGGUGCGGGUGCUGCGGGACAUCGUGCACAAGCCGGGCCCCAUCGUGCUGACGGUGGCCAAGUGCUGGGAUCCCUCUCCCCAGGCCUACUUCACCCUUCCUCGGAACGAGCCCAUCCAGCCCAUUGACCCCGCUGCCUGGGUGUCCCACUCCGCCGCGCUGACGGGCACCUUCCCAGCCUAUCCGGGCUCCUCGUCCAUGAGCACCAUGACAUCGGGGUCCUCUCUGCCUGACGGUUGUGAGGGGCGGGGUCUCUCCAUCCACACAGACAUGGCGUCUGUGACCAAGGCCAUGGCAGCUCCCGAAUCUGGACUGGAAGUUCGGGACCGCAUGUGGCUCAAGAUCACCAUCCCUAACGCCUUCCUGGGUAGCUCCGGUCUCUGGGCAGGCUCGGACGUAGUUGACUGGCUUUACCAUCACGUGGAAGGCUUUCCUGAGCGCCGGGAGGCCCGCAAAUACGCCAGCGGGCUGCUCAAGGCUGGCCUCAUCCGACACACGGUGAACAAAAUCACCUUCUCUGAGCAGUGCUAUUACGUGUUCGGGGACCUCAGUGGCGGCUGUGAGAGCUACCUGGUCAACCUGUCCCUGAACGAUGACGGUUCCAGCGGGGCUUCGGACCAGGACACCUUGGCCCCUCUGCCUGGGGCGACCCCGUGGCCCCUGCUGCCCACCUUCUCCUACCAGUACCCGGCCCCGCACCCGUACAGCCCCCAGCCGCCACCCUACCAUGAGCUCUCAUCCUACACCUACGGCGGGGGCAGUGCCAGCAGCCAGCACAGCGAGGGGAGCCGGAGCAGUGGGUCAACACGGAGCGACGGGGGGGCGGGGCGUACGGGGAGGCCUGAGGAGCGGGCCCCCGAGUCCAAGUCCGGCAGCGGCAGUGAGUCCGAGCCCUCCACCCGGGGGGGCAGCCUUCGGCGGGGCGGGGACCCUGGUGGGGCUGGUGACGGGGGCCCACCCCCUUCCAGAGGCUCUUCGGGGGGCGCGCCCAAUCUCCGAGCCCACCCCGGGCUGCAUCCCUACGGACCACCCCCUGGCAUGGCCCUCCCCUACAAUCCCAUGAUGGUGGUCAUGGUGCCCCCACCCCCACCCCCCGUGCCUCCAGCAGUGCAGCCCCCGGGGGCCCCUCCGGUCAGAGACCUGGGCUCUGUGCCCCCGGAGCUGACCGCCAGCCGCCAGAGCUUCCACAUGGCCAUGGGCAACCCCAGUGAGUUCUUUGUGGAUGUUAUGUAGAGCACGUGGCGGGCCUGUCCAGUCAGCGCUUGGUGCUUCUGUCCUGUGCCGGGGGUCUCGUCCGUCACGUGCCUGGCACUCCUCUGGCUCAGCUCAGCCCGGCCUGUGGGCUGCUGGGAGGCGGCCGCCCCUGGGACUCUCACCAGCAGUGCCUGGUUCCUCCCCUAUCCCUCCGGGGGUGCGCAAGGGACCUUGGGUUAUUUUUAGCUUUACUGUUUUUGUACGCCUUUUGGGGGGGGGGGUCGAAGUAGACUUUCGUACGUUUUUUGGACUAUUUUUUUAGUAGAUGUUUCUCUUUUUAUACGAAGAACCUCUAUCUCCUGGGCCCUUCCCAACCCGAAAUGUGACCUCCUCCUCUGUCCGUCCAACUCUGUCCUGUGCAGGGUAGCGGUGGUCAGCGGUACCCUGGGAGGAGGAAGGGCUGGGCACCCUAGACAGCAAAGGAAGGUGGGGUGUUCGGUCUCGGGGGCCCGUGUAGCUACUUUUGUUACUCUAUUUAUUUAGUCACCUGUAUAAGACACCAAAUAAAGCAAUAGAGGCCAA
This is a messenger RNA of Lynx canadensis (Canada lynx), 2970 nucleotides long. It is a transcript of the gene DVL2, whose product is annotated as dishevelled segment polarity protein 2. Gene Ontology annotation, molecular function: frizzled binding. The transcript has 15 exons. NCBI's taxonomy places the organism in Eukaryota, Metazoa, Chordata, Mammalia, Carnivora, Felidae. The record is from RefSeq and is a predicted model, not a curated record. Gene Ontology annotation, biological process: intracellular signal transduction; canonical Wnt signaling pathway. Gene Ontology annotation, cellular component: cytosol. The coding region runs from base 199 to 2427 and encodes 742 amino acids.